AUGGUUAAUGUGGAAACUUCAUCUGCAGGAGGUAGAAAUAAAGAGGGGGAAAUUAGGGGGAAAAGGAAGAGAGACGUAGAUGUGGAGGCUACAUUUUCAGAGGUUGUGGCUUCUCGUGCCGAAGGUGUAGCUGAAGAUGGGGAAAAUAGAAAGAAAAGGAAGAGAGUCAAUGAUGGUAUUUCUGUUGAGGCUACAACUGGAACAGAUGGAAACAAGGUAUGGAGUGGAGCUGAUUCUUUGAAAAAAAUUGAGACCGAGAAGUCUGACUCUUCAAAUGAAAGGAAGAAGAAGAAGAAGAAAAGGAAGCAUAGCAGUCUUCAUGAACAACCUCCAAUGCAGGAAGACAUGGAUGAGAAGUUAGGUGAUCUGGGCGUUGUUGUAGGAGAUGGUAAUGUGGAUGGGCGAAAGGGAAGACAUGAGAAGAGUGUUGAGGAGGGAAUUGAGACUAAGAACUCAGAGCAGUCUAUUGACAGGAAGAAGGAGAAGAAGAAUAAAAAGAAGCACAGCAUGGAUGGACGAAAGGGUUCACAUGGUAAGAGUGUUGAGGAGGGAAUUGAGACUGAGAACUCGGAGAAGUCUAUUGACAGGAAGAAUGAGAAGAAGAAGAAGAAAAUGAAGAAGCAUAGCAUGGAUGAAGAGCCUGUAUUGCAGGAAGUCCUAGUUGGAAAUAAUCACGCUGGUGGAAAAGCCAUUAGACAAGCGAGGGAUUCGCUUUAUGAAACUGUGACUGAAAACUCUGAGGAUCCAAAUGACGGGAAGAAGGAGAAGAAGAAAAGGAAGCAAAGAAUUGUACCGGAGGCCGCAUCGCAGGAAACCCCAGCUGGAGAUAAUGAAGCUAACCCAAAGGAAGUUGAUAUAACUAAAACUAAAAACUCGGAGUCUUUGGAAGACAGGAAGAAGAAAAAGAAGCAAAAAGUUGAACCGGAGCCUGUCUCGCGAGAGGCUCAUGUGAGAAAUAUUGAAGCUAACACAAAAGAAGCUGACAAAGCUACUACUAAAAACUCCGAGUCUUCUGAAAGCAGGAAGAAGAAGGAGAAGAAGAAAAAGAAGAAUAAAAGCAUUGAUCAGGAACAGCCUGCAAGAACCAAGUCUGGGAGAAGUGGAAGUAAUAGAGUUGAAAAAGAUGCUUCUGACAGCUCCCCCCCAAAAUCCACAACUAAGAGAGUACGUUUUUCUGAAGUAGUGCAGGUGAUCCCCAUUUUUGACGAUGACGACUCUGUGAGAGGGAAGCCCUUCUCACCGGAGGAAGACGAGCUCAUCAAAGCUGCUGUGUUGGACUAUAUAAAUUCACAUGCUUUAGGCGAUGAAGGUGUCAACAUGGUUAUGAACUGCCGUAAGCACAAAGAAACCAAGAACUGCUGGAAUGAAAUAACGUCGGCUUUACCUCGGCGCCCUCGUAAGAGUGUAAUUUCCCGUGCGCACAUAAUCUUCGAAAGGAGCGAGGAGCGCAAAUGGACACCUGAGGAGUGCAAUUUCGUGUUGAGUUAUCAUGAAAAACACGGUCCGGAUUGGUCAUCAUGUGCCAAAGUCAUGGGGAAAAACAGGAUUCAUGUGAAGGACGCCUUUCGAAGGCUGAAUGUGAAAAAUCGAAAAUCCGGGCGUUGGACCCAGGACGAGUACCAGGGCCUGUUCGAUCUGGUGAACACCGACCUUCGCAUGAAGGUCCACGAGGAGAGGAAGUCGAAGCAUGGAAUGCUGAAAGAUAACAUCAGCUGGGCAGCGAUUAGCGAGAAGCUUGGUACGCGAGUUCAGGCUCAUUGUUCCAACAAGUGGUAUAAGCAGCUGGCUUCGCCCAUGGUUGCUGACGAUAAAUGGUGCGAUAUGGAUGACUACCAGCUGGUGAUGGAGCUCUACAACUUGGAUGCUUGUUGCAUGGAAGAUGUGGACUGGGACAACCUCUUGGAGCAUAGGUCGGGAGAGCUGUGUCGAAAGAGAUGGAAUCAAAUGGUGAAACACCUCGGGGACACUCGGGAUAAAUCAUUCGGUUAUCUGAUGGCGCCUGAGAGGCAUAGAAUAUUGAUGGUUUCUGAUUUUUUCUACCCCAACUUUGGUGGCGUGGAAAAUCACAUAUAUUAUCUCUCACAAUGCCUGCUAGAGCUUGGCCACAAGGUGGUAGUUAUGACCCAUGCUUAUGGUAAUCGCUCUGGUGUGAGAUACAUGACAGGAGGGCUGAAAGUUUAUUACGUACCAUGGCGGCCAUUUGUGAUGCAGAACACAUUGCCUACCUUUUAUGGAACCCUUCCAAUCGUAAGGACUAUUCUUAUCCGAGAACAGAUAUCGUUGGUUCAUGGGCACCAGGCUUUUUCAACUCUUUGCCACGAAGCUCUGAUGCAUGCACGUACGAUGGGUUACAAAGUUGUGUUUACUGAUCAUUCGCUUUAUGGGUUUUCGGAUGUUGGAAGCAUCCACAUGAACAAGGUGUUGCAGUUUACUUUAGCGGAUGUCACUCAAGCCAUCUGUGUUUCUCACACAAGCAAGGAAAACACGGUGCUUCGGUCAGGUAUUCCACCAGAAAAGGUCUAUAUGAUCCCAAAUGCUGUGGAUACUGCUAUGUUCAAGCCAGCAGAAGAGCGACCAGGUGGCAACGAAAUUGUUAUUGUUGUUAUAAGUCGAUUGGUUUACCGUAAGGGAGCAGAUUUGCUUGUUGAAGUCAUUCCGGAAGUCUGCCGGUUGUACCCCAAUGUCCGUUUCAUUGUUGGAGGUGAUGGGCCCAAACGUGUGCGCCUUGAAGAGAUGAGGGAAAAGCACUCCCUCCAAGAUCGAGUUGACAUGCUGGGUGCUGUUCCGCAUGCUUCUGUGCGAUCUGUUUUGAUCACUGGUCACAUAUUCUUGAACAGUUCUUUGACAGAAGCAUUCUGCAUAGCCAUAUUAGAAGCUGCAAGUUGUGGGUUACUGACAGUUCUACCAGACGACAUGAUUGUACUUGCUGAGCCAGAUCCUACCGAUAUGGUGCAAGCGAUCAAGAAGGCAAUAUCUCUGCUUCCUGGAAUCGAUCCUCAAGCUAUGCAUGAACGUAUGAAGAAACUCUAUGACUGGCAUGAUGUUGCAAAGAGGACGGAGAUAGUAUAUGAUCGUGCACUUAAAUGCCCCAAUCAACCUUUGCUAGGGAGAUUAUCCCGGUACCUUUCUUGUGGAUCGUGGGCUGGAAAACUUUUCUGCUUGGUAAUGACUAUUGAUUUUCUGCUGUGGCACAUGCUGAAGUUAUGGCAGCCGGAAGAAGACAUUGAUAAGGUGCCUGAUUUUGUUAUCCCCACGGGAGAGACUUCCUCUGCUUUUGAUCAGGAGUUGGAUGAUCAAUCUUCUUCCUGACUAUUGUGCAAUAUGGUGUGAUGUUUUCACCCUUUACAAAGCUGUUGUUUGAUGUCCAUUCCGGGAUUUCUGUGCGCCUCUUUCUAGUGGUAGAUAGCUUCGACCUCUGAUGUCCAAAGUCGAAGAGUGUAACAUUGAUCAUGAAGAAAUUAGAGAACAGAGUUCGUUUGUUCUUGUAAUAGAAUUAAUUGCCUUGUAAGUUGUAUCCCUUCUACCGUGAAAUGAAGUGCAUUGAUUUUCAAGCCCC
Molecule: messenger RNA, 3556 nt
Organism: Linum tenue
Lineage: Eukaryota; Viridiplantae; Streptophyta; Magnoliopsida; Malpighiales; Linaceae
Source: the annotation of a GenBank genome assembly